This is a messenger RNA of Xyrichtys novacula (pearly razorfish), 6954 nucleotides long. NCBI's taxonomy places the organism in Eukaryota, Metazoa, Chordata, Actinopteri, Labriformes, Labridae. The record is from the annotation of a GenBank genome assembly.
AUGCUUUCCCCGAGCAGGACCGUCUCCUCCCGGCUGCUCAGGCCGACCUCUUGGAUCCCCAUCCGGCUUGGUUCUGAUGGGAGAGCCGUCAGCACUCUACACAAAGGUACCGACGGUCCCGAUGAAGUUAGCACGCUUGUUUAAUGUGCGUAGAGAGAGCAGCUAGCAUGGAGCUAAUCCCAAAGUGACGCAGUUCAGCAGGAGGGCUGGAAACUUCUGACCUGCUUCAAACUAUGAGAUUAAAACUUUUGUCCUACAGACGAGGGGGAGAUAUAUACAGACAUUUAAAUACACUAAUUGAAGGGCUGACAGCUGAGAGAAUGUCAUUAAACUGACAGAUAUUAAGUAUAUUGUCUAUUCUCUAUUCCAGUGUUUGCAGAGGUGUUUGACAUCUUAACAUUUAGGACAUUUUAUCAUUUUUAUCAGUAUAUAUGAGUACCAUUAGAAGUAGAAGUUGUAGUAGUAAGUAUCCAAGUUUAAUAAACUUUCUUGUGGAAGCUUUUUAUAUUGACCUGCAGUAAAAUGUGGAUUUUCUCAGUAUUUUCUCCAAAAGAACCAUUAAACACCAUCACUCAUAAAAGAAUACAAGAUGUUUUCACGAUCAAAAUAGUAUUUUACAUGUAUUUCCAAGUCACAACUACUUGUUUUCUGUUUAUAUAUUUAAAGUGUCACAUGAAAUUGACUGUAAACAUAUUUCAUAAAUAACACUAAUAACCUUUUGGUGAACUGCGUUUAACAUCCUGUUCCUCCUGACCAUCUUUCAGAAAGCCAAGCAGACAUUGCAUCAGCCAAACUUUUCUGAAACAUGAUUAAAGUCAGCUUGUUUUGCACCUUUCUUGGGCUGUGAGCUGUGGUAUUUAUUAUUUUUGCCAAUAUCAACACUUUUUUGUCAGAUUAUGUGAGUUAGAAUGGUUGGUAUUGAUAUUGUGAAUGUCUUUCAUCUGAGUCAUGGUGAAGCUUUAUAGCACACAACUUUAUAAGUACUAUAUAAAAAAAUCUUUGCAGUCAUCACUUAAAAGUGUUUGUAACUCUUAAUAUGACCUUUUUAUAGUAUUAGAGUACAUAUUUGCUAUUAUUAUAUUGUUUGGUGUUUCCAUAUCGCUUCUUACUCCACAGAGAGAUAAGAUACUAUAAGAUUGAUUGAUAGAUACUUUAUCGAUCCAAUGGGCAAUUUCAACCAUCCAGUAGCAUAUGUAUGUAACAUAGAAUACAAUUAACAUCUUAAAAGCAUUAUAAAAAUAAAAAAAACUUAAAGCAGGAAAUCUGUAAACUUUAAAACUUGAUCAAACUCUGUUAAACCUCUAUAAGAAUUAACAUUUUGUGAGUAUCUUAAAAUUCUGAAUGAAGAACAGAAAAAUAGCAGAGAGAACGGUUCAUGAACUUAUGAACCCAGCUGACAAAUGACUCAGCAGAAACACUCACUGAGAGCAGAGACUCUGAUUAAUCUGAAGGAAGGAAGGAAGCUGGCUGUCUGUGGGUCUGGGGAUGGAAAUUAGAAUAAAGGGGAAGAAAAUGAACCUCUGCUUCUACACUGUCAUUUCUGUGGUUUUCUUUUCUUUUGCCUUUUUUGGUUGUGUGUCUCAGAGAGAGGGUUGAUGAUCCCCACAGUAAAUUUCUUAAGCUGUUUCCUUUUAUUCAGUCAUUAAUGGAGAUUUAUUUGGUCAUUUUCUGGUCAUUUCUUUUUGAACUACCGGUGAACUCCAUUUUUGCUUUUCAGCCCAUUGGCACAUUUCCCAGAUACAAAACCCUGAAGUUAAACUUAGCUCUGAGCUGAUUGUUGAUUUUAAUCAGUCACUACAUUAGUCCUGUGAGAGUAAACUGAAGGACAUUCCUGAAAGAUGUGAAAAUGACCAGCAGACGUUUUACCGCUCAGGCUUAAACACUGACCGUGUUCAGGUUUGGUACUCUGUGAAUCUCUGAUAUACAGAGGUAUUUCCAGGCAAGGUUACCCCUGUAGAGCUUUAGGCAGUGGGCUGUGUCUUACAUCCCCAGCUGUAAAAAGAAACCCUGAUGAUAUCAGGGGACACUUCUGGUCAGUCAAACCUCUGAAUGCGUCUUUAAAAGUAUUAAUAACUGUUUCUGUUGUUGUUUUGUACGGCAGAGUUGAUAAAGAAGCAGGAGCUGGAGAAAGAUGAACCUCGCCCCCUCUACAUGGACUUCCAGGCCACCACCCCCAUGGUAACAUUGCUGUCAGCCAUGAUCUGUUUUAUUCUCAUUUUCCUGUUUAAACUCUUUUGUUUAAAUUCUUGGAAAACUCAUUGAAGGAGAAUGACUAUUCAUAAUAGUUUCGUGGGGAUCAAUAAAGCUGCAGAUUUGAAUAAAAUCAAGCAUGUACAAAUAAAUUGGAGAAAAAUCAGAGAAGGUGAGGGAACAAGAGAGAAAAAUGGCCUAAAAUCAAGAAGACCGAUUAGUGAAAAGGUGAAAGAGCAACAGUUUAAAAUCAAAUAGAUUUAAAAAAUAUAGAAACUAUGACAAAAAAAAAAAAAAACUAUGAUAACAUGAAAAACAAAUAUGUUUCAGAUCAGUGUUAUCAUGGUUUAUGGUUUGACAUGUGUGUGUGUGUAGGACCCCCGGGUGCUGGAUGCCAUGUUACCUUACCAGGUGAAUUACUAUGGCAACCCUCACUCUAGGACACAUGCCUACGGCUGGGAGAGUGAGACCGCCAUGGAGACGGCCAGAAAGGUAGAGAGACUUUGACUUUUCAUAGACAGUUGAAGGUAAAUUUCAACAAUCAAAGUUUGUUGAUGUUCAUUGUCAUCAUUUCACCAAAUCUGACUUAACGAAAGAGAGAGAGAGACUGACCCGUGUGCCCUCGAUCCCUCCCUCUCCCCUUCACUCUCCGAGCAGCAGGUGGCUGAUCUGAUUGGAGCAGAUCCCAGAGAGAUCAUCUUCACCAGUGGAGCUACAGAGUCCAACAACAUGGCCAUCAAGGUCCUGCCCUGCUUCUUCUCCUCAUCAUCACUCAUUUAUUCACUUGAUAAAUUCAACUUCCUCAUAUUAGUUCAACAAAGUGUAAAUACAUUUCCUGAUAAUAACUGCCUUGAAGCACUCUUCAAAACAAGACAUUAGAAGUGCUUUAACCCGGACUAAAGAGAACAGAAACAGCCUCAGAACCCUGAAAGACACUGAAAGAAAAUUUCACAUUAAACUCACAAGAAAGAUGAAAAACAUAGAGAACCUGUUUGAAGAACCCCCCUGAGAUAAAAAUGAAAUGAUUUACCUUCAGAUUGUUUUAUUUCUGUUUCCACCUGUAAAUGAAUGUUUUUCGAACUUAGUUUUUACUCUCUGUAAAAUCUCUCUGGUUUUGGAUUGUCUGCUGCCUCCUGAAACAAUCCAGAGGUGAUCGAAAACACUGACAUGACAGAUGAGCAGGCUGCAGUGAUGUGUGAUCAGUUUAUUCUGUCAAACACUGAAGGACAGCAGUGUGAGAAUUGACUGUUUUUAAACCAACUAUCCCGGUAAAAAGAGAUCAGGUCGGCUGAUAGUCAGUAUUUAAUGCUGAUAUCACAUGUUGUUGUUCAAAACAGCCAUAUGUGUGUGUUUGGUAUUAAAAGAAGGAGGGGUUACAGUUUCCAGUUUAUCUGUAAAAACCUCAAACAGAUACGACUCAAGAAGGCUUGGUCCAGUAUUUACACAGAAGACGGACAAAAGAACCAAAUCCAGUUUUGUAACAGCUCAGUGUUACUUUUUUGCAGAGUUGUUUAUGUUCUGAUGAGGAGGUUAGAUGAGACAGAGUGAUAACAAAAGCCGAGAUGUUCUCUCUGCUGAAAAUUCAGCUCAGUUUGAACAGUUCACUCUUUGGUUUUUGGAUAAAUUCAAGCACCUUCACUGACCUUCAACCUUCAAUUGGACCUGUUGGUUUUGUCUCCUGUAAACAACAGCGCUGUUUAAAACACAGCACGCAGUUUUAACCCAGUUUGUCCUCCUCCUCCUCCUGCAGGGCGUGGCCAGGUUCUACCAGAGCAAGAAGCGUCAUGUGAUCACCACGCAGACUGAACAUAAGUGUGUUCUGGACUCGUGUCGAGUUCUGGAGUCUGAAGGUUUCGAUGUUACCUACCUGCCAGUCCAGACGAAUGGACUCCUGGACCUGGAGGUACACAACCUGAAGAACAGAGACUGGAUACAAGUCACAUGUGCAGAGAUCAUACAGACCAACAGAGACUACUGUCGAAUUAAAACAACUCUGUGUGUGUGUGUGUGUGUGUGUGUGUGUGUGUGUGUGUGUGUGUGUGUGUGUGUGUGUGUGUGUGUGUGUGUGUGUGUGUGUGUGUGUGUGUGUGUGUGUGUGUGUGUGUGCGUGUGUGUGUGUUUUUGCUCAGAUGCUGGAGGCCUCCAUCAGACCUGACACUUCUCUGCUGUCUGUGAUGAUGGUCAACAAUGAGAUCGGAGUCAAACAGCCCAUCAAGGAGAUCGGUAGUGUAGUCACCAUCAUUUGAUCUCUAAUGCUCUUUGUGUUUUUCAGAUUCAGAUGUCUUUUAUUUCCUUCAUCAACAUGAACUCUCCUGUCCUCAGGGAAGAUCUGUAGCUCCAAAGGCGUCUUCCUCCACACUGACGCCGCUCAGGCUGUUGGAAAAGUUCCCAUCAACGUCAGAGACUGGAAGGUUGAUCUGAUGUCCAUCAGCGGCCACAAGAUCUACGGACCCAAAGGUGAGCCAGAGCAGCACUGCUUAAGUGAGGAAGUACACGUCACUGUUACACACUGAUUACUCUACAUUAGCAUGCAGAGGAUGAGAUAAACUAAGAGUCUUUUGUCAACAGAGGGCGCCAAAAUCAACAAGAACCUUAAGUUCCUCACAGGACAGGAGCUUUAGAUGACACAAUAUUUGUCCCUGUAAAUUAUUUCUAUUUAUUGAUUUUUGUCCCGUUAUCUGAAAUAAUUCAGAAAUUAACUGUUAAAAAAGAAAAAAAAACACAAGACAAAUUCUGGGGUUCAGAUUAUGAGAACAUGUAUUCAGGGUGGUUUUAGGCAUUAACGUGUUUUAGAUGGAUGUUAAGGGGCUAAUGGUGAAUACAAGUCCUCUGGGUUAUACUAUAUAAAUUUCAGGUAUCUAUGUCAGAGUUGAUGUGAAGUGUUAAACUGGAUUUGUCUAAACAUCAUAAGAGAUUUCUUAUUUCAGCCGAAACAGUGGUUCAGUUCUUCAGGGUUAGAUUGUCUCCAUGCCUGUGUGUUUGUAGGAGUGGGUGCUCUGUUCGUGCGUCGCCGGCCUCGCGUACGUUUGGAGCCUCUGCAGAACGGGGGCGGGCAGGAGAGAGGGCUGCGGUCAGGCACCGUUCCAACCCCGCUGGCUGUUGGUCUGGGAGCCGCCUGCAACAUCGCCAAACAAGAGCUGGAGGUAAAGGAAACGCAGCGAAACAUCCAGAGACUCCAAACAUUUAGAUUUACAAACAUGCAGAGACUCAACAAUCCAUUUGAACAUAGUAUGUAAGUGUAUUUCUGUGUGUGCGUGUGCAGUAUGAUCAUCAGAGAGUGUCCAUGCUGGCGAAUCGUCUGGUCCAGAAGAUCAUGUCAGAGAUCCCAGACGUCAUCAUGAACGGAGAUCCAGAGCAGCGCUACCCUGGUACACACAACUCUUUCACAUUAACACGCCUAGAACUCCGUUAAACACCGUUCAACUGUCACAGCAGUGGAGGAGGGUGAUAGAGUCCUCUCCUGACCUGUUGUUUUUUUCCAGGCUGUGUUAAUUUGUCAUUUGCCUACGUGGAGGGAGAGAGUCUGCUGAUGGCGCUGAAGGACGUCGCUCUGUCAUCUGGGAGGUCAGAAACUAAACUCUUGUUCCUUUGGUUAUCAAACUGCACAUUUCACAAUCAGAAGAGUUUGAAAGAUUUUAUUUGUGAAAGAAUCACGUGGAAAGAAACACCUUCAACGUAUUUGUCAGACCUCACGUGUAAAAAGAGGGACAUUUGCUCUGAAAGAACUUUGUUUUUAUUCAUUUGUAACUCAUCACAGGAGUUUUUUGGCAUGUUUUAGAGAUGAAUAAAUCUUUGAUUGUGUUCUUGCAGCGCUUGUACGUCAGCGUCUCUGGAGCCGUCAUACGUCCUCAGAGCGAUAGGAGCAGAUGAAGAUCUGGCUCACUCUUCCAUCAGGUAAGACUGCAGCAGAAACAGCUGUUUUUUAUGUUUUCCACAGCUGAUUCAUGAAGAGUGUUGCAGACAUGAAUGGAAUAAUGAGUUUUUGGGGCCGGUGUGGAUGAGACUAUGAUUGUGUUUGUGCUUCAGCUGAGAGACACACACAUGAAUAUAACUCUGCGUGUGUGUUUGUUUGUGUGUGGGUGUGUCUGUGUGUGUUAGGUUUGGUAUUGGCAGGUUCACCACAGAGGAGGAGGUGGACUACACAGCAGAGAAAUGCAUCCAGCAGGUCCGCAGACUCAGAGAGAUGAGGUGAGACCAGCAAGGAUGAAUGAAACCUGAUGUGGACGUACAGUAUGAAUGAUAUCCAGUGAGGAUAAAGGAUUAGAUGUUGUCCAAACUCCACCUCCAUUCACAUUUUCAGCUUCAAAAGUCAAAGCUGAAAAUGAUGAAGUCGAAAUAAUCUCCAGUAUUUUAGCAAAAGUUGAUUACAUUAAGACCCUGAGUUUGAUACUCGAUACUCAACGACGAUACUGUUCAAUAUUUCUGAAUAUCCACCCUACCCAAAAACAUUAUUUUGGGUGAAUGAAUUAUUUUAACCUGUUUCUCCCAUCGCUCUCUCUCUCUCUCCCUCUCUCUCUCUCUCUCUCUCUCUCUCUCUCUCCCUCUCUCUCUCUCUCUCUCUCUCUCUCUCUCUCUCUCUCCCUCCUCUCUCUCUCUCUCUCUCUCUCUCUCUCUCUCUCUCUCUCUCUCUCUCUCUCUCUCUCUCUCUCUCUCUCUCUCUCUCUCUCUCUCUCUCUCUCUCUCUCUCUCUCUGUUUUCAGUCCUCUGUGGGAGAUGGUUCAGGACGGAAUCGACCUGAAGAGCAUCAAGUGGACGCAGCACUAG